UCCGCGGUGAUUGUUCGUAGUCGGUCGGAGUUUUUCUCACGGUUUUCCCACGGAUUCGAAACUCUUGAUCUGUAAUACGGUGGUCGCGUGUCAGAGAAUAGUGCGGUGGUGAUUGGCAGUGAUUGCAUAGCCAUAACUGUCGGGGAGCUGUAAAGGGAGUUGCAUCGCAAAAGGAGUUGUGUUGUUUCCCAGCAAAUUAUAUCAACGGAAGGUGUUUCUCCCCCCAUAGUGAUUGGGGUAAUUUUGGGGGUUUGUUCUGCUUCUCUCUCUUUCUCUUAGUGUGAAUCGAGUGAGUGUUGCUUUGGUGAAGAGAUGUGAGUGUUUAGAAGUGGGUACAUGGAGAAGCAAUGGUUAUUAAAUCGAUGACGUCGGUAUGGUACUAGUAGUAUUGAUGCUGCGGCUACUGUUGAUCCCAGUUGCGGUGUUGAUAAUGGAUGCUUGUUCGUUUAACAUUGCCAUCCUCGGUGGUAGUGGCCAUACCUGCUUGGAGGCGAAGAGCUACUGUUGGUAGAAACCUGUUAGUGAACGAACGAGGUAUGAUGCAUGUUGAGUAACUAUGAUAACAGUUGGUGGUACAGCUAGAGUUUGAUGGUGCCUCGUCACUCGACAGGAUUAUAAUCGUUCUUCCUGCGUGAGCUGUGGACUGCGUGAUUGUUUUCGUGUCGCGAUAGGUCGGAAACAGCAUUAAGCGUUUAGAUGCUCAACAAGCGGCAGAGAAUGGGUGGAUGCUAUUGAUCGUUGUUCUCGGAACAAUGCUGUGUUUAGACUUCCACAGCUGCUGUGUGGGAUAGAGGAUUACGUUAAAUGCACACAUUCAUUGUUAUAACCAAAACCAGACCUGCACAUCAGAUAAAGUGUUUAGCAUUAAAUCAACGUGAUUAAAUCGUGUUCGAGCAGAAUACCUGUGCUAGCUAAAGUAAUCAAAUUUUAAAUGUGUGCAAUAUCAUCGUUUGAAAAGAAUUCAGAACAAGCAUAAAAUCUUCCAGUGAAUACAUUGAGAAGAAAUAAUACCACAUGGCCCCCGCCACAUCCCACGAAGUUUGAAAAGUGUGCCAAAAAGAGAAAAUGAAACCAAUAAACGAAUGUUGCUGACAAGAUAUAAAUUAUUUUAUAGUGAUUCGUUAGUGAAAGCCACAGAGGAGCCCAAAGAAAAGCGAUAAAAAGUGAUGAAAAUUGAUUGUCCACUAGUGUUUCAUCAUCGUCACCACUAGGGAUGCUAAGUGGGUUCUGGAAAAUGCCAACCUUCUGUGUCAUGUCAGAGUGUGUGUGUUUAUGCGUGUGUAACAUCACAAAGUGAAAUUGGUCAAACUUCCACCGAUCGACGAUGGUCGGGAGCUGUGAACGAUUAUAGGAUGAAAAUUUGUGUUGUCAUGAUGUGCUAAAGCUGAAUGAAGACAGACGGCCUCUGUUUCGGCUCGUCACAAAACAACCCGGCUGGGUGAGGAAAAACUUUUCCCAUGGAGCAUCCAGCCCAGGAAGAUUGAAAAUGGAAUACCGUCAUAAAACAACAGGGUAGCAGUUUGCAGUUCACACGGACCGAAACAACCAACAACGGGGGACUAGGAAUACAAAAAAAAACUUGUACCAUCGGCCGAGCAGCACUUGACGCAGCGGUAGCUUCAAAAUUAAGCGGUGUUACGUAUUAUGGAAAACUUUCCCGUUGGAGUCACGUACCGGGUCUAUACCCACGGAUCUCCCUGGAGAGGGAGAUGCAAAUGACGCCCGUCGUAAGUCGAACUCGGCAACGGGCGGCAGCAGUAUCAGCAACAUUUGAACCAUCCCUGCCGUCGAGUGGAUAUCGGUCCCACGUGGAAGGACCCUUCGACAGAGGUGGGAUAAAAAGAAGGAAAAAACAUACACAAGACAAGAAGAGGUGAAAACAAAAUCCAAGCGCAAAUUUGCAAGUGAUGGUAUUAUUGGAAUAAUUUAUAAUAAUAUAAUCCACUUUACCCGAAGCGCGACUGAGAGCAAGAAAGAAGGCAAAGUAAAGUCAAGAAAACAAAAACGAGUACCAGAAUGGGAAAAGUUGCUACAGUGUUGAAAUAGACGUAAAUUUUGAUGCAAAAAAGCAUAAAGAGGGUGAAAGUUUAAUCACCUGUUGUAAAACAGAGGAAAAGUGUAACAGGCGGGUGAAUACUGUUUUUUUUUCGCAACGGGCUAAUGCAAGCUUAGACUAGAUAUCGAAAGUGUGUGAAAAAAAGUUUUGAAAUAUUACACCUAGUGAGAGUGACGUUUGGGCAUUGGGUUUAUGGUGUUGAGUUUUGUGCUUCGAUGUGGAAGGAAGAAGAGCAAAGUUGAUUAUGGUAAUCUAUCGGUCUCAGGAGCGGAAAAGUUUCGAGAUUUCACCAGCACGGUAGGUCACAGCAGCUAAUGCAACAUCUGGCGAGCUCGUCCGACCGUCGAGUGAACAAAAGUUGCGAACGAAUAACCAUUUCGAAACGUCGGACAAAAGUCCCGACCUAUCAAAGACAACGAACGCUUCGGAGAAAAGGUAGCAGAAUGGUGAAUUUCAACGAGUUUCCCGGGCAGGUGGUCUGCCUGUUGCUGGCAGUUCUGGUUCAACUGGCAACAAGUGUUAAAGAUGUACCCCUCGUCAGCAUGGAAGCGCUGGUCGGAGAGACAAUCUAUCUGCCUUGCAACAUCAGUACACACGAGCAGGCAGACAGUGUGGUCCUGGUCCUCUGGUACCGGGACGAUAAGGGUUCGCCUAUCUACAGUGCCGAUACCAGAGGCCGGGACGUGACGUCAGCGAAACGGUGGUCCGAUGAAUCCGUGUUCGGCAAUCGGGCGUACUUUCAGUUCGACAAGCAACCAGGCCAGCUGGCAGUAGAGAACGCUCGCGAAGCCGACAGUGGCAUGUAUCGGUGUCGGGUGGAUUUUAUCGUAGCGCAAACUAGGAAUAGCAUCGUAAAUUUAACAAUAAUUGUUCCACCAGAUCGAGUUGUGAUACAAGACCAGAUGGGCAUCGAUCGAACGACGGUGGUUGGCCCCUAUAGCGAAGGAGAUAUCGUAACGCUGCGGUGUGACGUCUAUGGCGGUCGGCCAUUGCCCACGGUCAGCUGGUUUCGGGAUGGCUUUGCACUGGUGGCCGAAUCCAAAAACAUGCCAUUGAACAAUCACCUCCGCAGUGAGAUUGUACUGGGGCCACUAAGCCGGCAAGACCUGCACUCGAAGCUCGUUUGUAAGGCUAGCAACCACGAACGGGCCAUAGCAGUGGAGCAGUCCGUCCAGAUCGAUAUGAACUUUGCUCCCCUCAACAUAAGACUGAUUGGUGCUCACCAACCACUAUCGGCCGGUCAUCGGUACGACCUGCUGUGCCAAAGUGCAGGCUCCCGGCCUGCAGCUUCCAUAACAUGGUUCCUGGAUGGGAUUCGACUCGACAGAAGCAAAGAGACGACAUCUGCCGAUGGUAAUCAAACCACGAGUACGCUGUCGAUUAGCCUCAACCGCACCGAUGCGGGCAAGUAUCUGUCCUGUAAAGCGUACAAUUCCUUGGUGCCAACAACUGAGGAGCUGGAGGACGGAUGGAAGCUGGACAUACAAUAUGUUCCUGAUGCGUACGUUCGACUCGGUAGCUCGCUGGAUCCGGACUCGAUCCGGGAAGGUACGGACGUCUAUUUCGACUGCAUAGUGACAGCUCAUCCCGCUGUCUACAAGGUCGAAUGGAAGCAUAACAACAAAACACUGCCGCACAACAUAUCGCAGGGCGUCAUCGUAAGCAACCACUCGCUGGUGCUGCAGGGAGUUUCGCGAACCACAGCCGGAAAUUACUCCUGCGUCGGGUUCAAUGCGGAAGGCGAGGGCAGCAGUCCGGUGUUAGAGCUGAACGUGAUGUACGCGCCCACAUGUGCCCCCAACCAGCAACGGGUGUAUGGCGUUGCCAAGCAGGAAAACGCCGAGAUCAGGUGCAUAGUUGAUGCUAAUCCUCCAGAUGUGGAGUUCAAAUGGACGUUUAAUAAUUCAGCCGAGAGUAUCGAUGUCCAGGCGAGCCAUAUAUCAAGACUAGGAACCUCGUCGUUGGUUUCGUACACCCCGAUGACUGAAUUAGACUACGGUACGCUGCUCUGCGUGGCAACCAACCGGAUCGGCAAGCAGAGGCAGCCCUGCGUGUUCCACAUUAUUGCUGCAGGUCGGCCAGAUCAGGUGCACAACUGUACUUUGGCCAAUGUUUCCAUGACAUCGUUAAACGUGAGGUGUUUUGAAGGGUUCAACGGGGGACUGGCACAGUCUUUCUUCCUAGAGCUUCGGGACACUCACACACAGGAGGUGCGUUUUAACAACACCUCUCCGGUGCCAAGAUUCACAGUACCGAAUCUGCACCCUAGCGCUGUGUACCAACUGUCGGUGUACGCUUUUAACUCCAAAGGUAAAUCCGAACCGUACGUGAUCAGUGCAGCAACUCAGAGGUUGCCGGAAAAACAAAUGAACUCAGAGAAAGCAGAACGACCCAAAGCACCUCUCCCAUUGACACCGACCAUGUCAAUUGCCAUCGGUUUGGGAGCAGCUGUUCUGAUUGGGAGCUGCGCCAUUGUAUUGGCAUUGAAAUUUCCCUGCGGGGCGAGCAGUCGACGAAAUAAGGAAACUGCACAGAGCACAACAGUGAGAACUUCUUCCCCCGGGCCGAGUGAUAAAAGCGUCGCUAGUAAGGAAUACGACGGAAACGAAAGCGACGAAAAGAAUCCGGAUGUAAUUCCGGAUACGAUGGAUUCCGAUGAUCAGAUGGAGUACAUCCGACGUCGACAGCACAUAUCCACAAUCGACACUAGCAGUCCGAGCCGAUUGCUACUGACCACCACAGCGCAGAGUCAAAACUUCAUGGGUUCAACGAUGGCUCUGCACAACAAUCACACAACGAGCCUGGGCUACUGCACCCUUAGGAACGGCGUACCCCAACCUGCCAAUUCGGUGACCAAUGUGUCCAUGAGUCAUGUGCCAAAUACGUUCACGACAGCAUCGCACGUCACUUGCACCCUUCCGAGGCACCCACCGGGUGCCGGUGGCGGUGCCAUCAAUCCUGCCGGUCCUAUCGGUGCACAUCAUUGGCCCUCGUACGGGGGAACCAUCGCCGGGGUGCGAAACAUGACGGCCAUUUCGGUGACCAGCAGUCAGCAAGCGGUACCUCCUCCACCCUCCACGAUAGCUAUGCAGCAUCUAGGACCACAGCCGAGGACCCGCGUGUGCAUCGGAUUACCAGAGGAGGACGUGUCAGCCGAUACGCCGCUCAUGGUAAAACGGGAAAGCACCGUAUGACUAUAGGAAUCUCACAGGGUCGGUGAUACGGCCCUGUGAGGCUCAUUCUCCGAAUGCGCUGACAGUGCGAAGCUAGGGAACGAGGCAAGACUUAAACAAUAAUUAGAAAUUGUUAAAAUAACGAACGCUACCGAAACUGUUUAUAGAACGAAGAAAUCCAAAUAUUUCCCUCCGAGAACGUAUCUCUUUGUUCUUCGGGAGGGGUACUGUUUCCCCGGUGAUCACUUUACGUUUCUGUUUUCGUUUUCUAACUGUUUUCUAAGAUGAGCGACAGAGAAACGAGAAUAACGAUGUUAUUUACCAUUAUAUCAUUUUGUGAUAUGAACGCUGUGAAAUAAUUAAAUCGAUAUGCUCAAUUUUGAGUGUGGAUUAAACAAAGCAAGAGGGAAGCUAGCGGGAAGCAAAAUGAGCCAAGGAUCAUUAAGUACAGUUAAUGCCGGGGUUGAUCCGUAAAAAGAUGCGGAAAAAUCAUCCAAUGAGCGAAUGAGGAAUCUGUAAAUAAUAAUCUAGUUUAUGACCAAUCCGCCCGUCUGCGCCCCAGAUUCGCAUACCAGUGCGCGCAGGAGGUAGCACGGAAGAAAGAAACUCGAAUAAACUCAAGGUCGUAAUCUUUCCUGUAAAUAUGUAUAUAAAAAUCGCUGAAAAAAAAAGUAACGAGCGUAGCAGAAAAUGAAGAGCGACGAGAAAACUUUUUCCCCCUGAUUUGAUUUCGCGUGAACGAAUCUCUCGCAUUUCACACCCAAUAGCCAGAGGGCUGGAGGGUGGAGAUG
This is a messenger RNA of Ochlerotatus camptorhynchus, 6020 nucleotides long. RefSeq names its product sidestep VII (gene side-VII). The transcript has 14 exons. NCBI's taxonomy places the organism in Eukaryota, Metazoa, Arthropoda, Insecta, Diptera, Culicidae. Bases 2371 to 5250 code for a protein of 959 amino acids. The record is from RefSeq and is a predicted model, not a curated record. Gene Ontology annotation, molecular function: protein binding.